This is a messenger RNA of Megalops cyprinoides (Indo-Pacific tarpon), 4425 nucleotides long. RefSeq lists its product as uncharacterized. The record is from RefSeq and is a predicted model, not a curated record. The transcript has 6 exons. Bases 1113 to 2483 code for a protein of 456 amino acids. Gene Ontology annotation, biological process: monocarboxylic acid transport; transmembrane transport. Gene Ontology annotation, molecular function: monocarboxylic acid transmembrane transporter activity. Lineage: Eukaryota; Metazoa; Chordata; Actinopteri; Elopiformes; Megalopidae.
UAUGUUGACAUGCCAGGAGACAUUGUUGAAAAUUGAUCUUGAGCAGCUUCAGAAGAGCUCAGGUGCUGUAUUGACUAAACCGGUGAGCGAUCAGCACAUCGAAACCUAUUAUUUGCGCUGCGGGUUACUGGGGUCACAGGAGGAAUCCAGAGAGGCUGUUAGAAGAAGGAAACCCUCUGCUGCAUGUUGGAGUAAAAGUCCUCUGAGGGAACUGGAUGCCCAUGAGCCGCUAGGCUCCCAGAAGUCACAGUUCAGCGGGAAGCUAAAAUUCCAUUACGAAUUCAUGAGCAGGGCCAGAUGGACAUGUUGUAUUGUACAAUUUAAUGUAUGAGAUUGGAACAGGCAUUCAUAAGGGAUAUAGGGAACAAGAGGCUGUUACAGCAGUCAUUGUGGCAGUGAGUCCAGAGUUUGAGUUUGCAGGACUUGAUUUGAAACUUGAGAAGUCGAUGACUGUUCUGAGGGGACUUCUUCAAGGAGAACAUCUGUGCCAAAGAUUAGUAAACAUUUCACAGGGGCCACAAGAAUCCCCACUGACUUCCCUGGUCCAUGCCAUGAGGCUAAAGGAGAAUUUGAUCUUUUUUCUCAAAGGCAAAUGAAGGAGGAGAACAGUUCAAGCCUGAAUCUUUCCAAAUGAAAUUCGUAAGACCCUGCAGCUCAAGGCUACUGAGAGAUAAUGUGAAGCUCUGCAUGAAGCCAUAUCUGCACAUUCACAGGGGAAGUGUUUGUAGAGAAGAAGCCAGAUGGGAACUGGAGAGACAACAAAUGAUUUGAUCGAGUUGAAAAUGCAAUGCAUUCUCCCCGCCCCCCCUUCUCUCUGUCUCUCCCGUCCCACUGAUCUUUGCAUUCAGGAAGAUUGCUGCAGAUCAAAGGGAGAGUGCGUGCCCUCCCUCUCUUCGCUUCCCACAUGACUGAGGAGACGCGCUGAGGCCGGUGGGGGACCGGGCCAGCUCAGGCCCUGCGUAGAAACAGGAGCAGCAGGAGCGGCAACGGCAGGAGCAGGAAACUGUAGCAGGGGCAGGAACGAGAACAGGAGCUGCAACAGCAGAAAGACACCCCUCGCCCACUCAUCUGCAUGACAGCUGGAGUGAGCUGCACCCCUCUCUCUCCUUGAAAUGGACUCUCCUGUAAGGAGAAAGGCAGUCAGGCCUGGGAACCCCCCUGACGGGGGCUACGGGUGGUUCGUCCUGCUCUCCACGUUCCUCGUCUUCGGGCUGACGUUUGGAGUGAUUAAGGCUUUCGGGGUGUUCUACGUGGAGAUACACCGGUACUUUGCCACCACAGCAACGGGGACAUCUUGGAUCACCUCCAUCGCCGUGGCAACUGUCCACAUCGGUGCUCCUGUGGGCGCGGCGUUGAGCGCGCGCUUCAGUCACCGCGCCGUAGUGAUGCUAGGGGGCGCUCUCAGCAGUGUGGGCAUGAUCGCCGGGGCCUACGCCCAGAACCUCGUCCAGCUGUACAUCACUGUGGGAUUCCUGUCUGGUCUGGGGUACGCCCUCACCUGGACGCCCACAGUCACCAUGCUGGGGUGGUACUUCGAGAAGAGGCGGCCAAUGGCCAACGGGCUGGCGAGCGCGGGCGAGUGCGUGAUCACCUUCCUGGUCACGCCGCUCUUCCAGCUGCUGGUGGACUGUUACUCCUGGAGGGGGGCCAUGCUGAUCUUGGGGGCGCUGGAGCUGAACCUCUGCGUGUGCGGCGCGCUGCUCCGCCCCUUGCGCCUCACUCAAGAACACCCCGAGGACGGGGGCGAGGAGCUGGAGGACCUCCCUCGAGGAGGGGCGGAGCCAUGGCGGCGGGCCACACCCGGGAGGCGUGUCCUCCGCUACGUGGACUACACCCUGGUAAAGAACAGCCGCUUCAUGGUAUACUCCCUGUUUGGGGUGUUCGCGGCGCUGGGCUUCUUCGCGCCCGCCCUGUUCCUGGUGCCUUACGCGCGGAGCCGCGGCGUGCAGGAGUACCAGGCCGCCGCGCUCAUGUCCAUCUCCGCCGCCUCGGACCUGACCGGCCGGGUGGCGUGCGGCUGGCUGGCCAACCUGCGGCUGGUGGAGACGGCCCGGCUGCUGACGGUCACGGUGACCGCCCUGGGGGCCGUGCUGCUGCUUUGCCCGUUGGCUGCCUCCUUCCCGGCGCUGGCCGGCUUCAGCGCCGCCUACGGCCUGGCGUUCGGCGCCACCGUGUCCAUCCACAUCACCGUGCUCGCCGACGUGGUGGGCGCGGCGCGGCUGGGCAGCGCCCUCGGCUUCUUCAUGCUCAUCCGCAGCAGCGGAGGCCUCCUGGGGCCACCCAUCGCAGGAGUCUUCAUAGACAAGAUGAGCGACUAUGGGACCGGCUUCCUGAUGGCGGGUGUGGCCCUCAUUGUCUCUGCCCUCUUCCUUUUGCUGCUGCAUCAGAUGAACAGAAAGGAGGAGAGGACAGCUAAAACUUGCAGAUUGCCUAGGGACUACGAGAAGGGGGGUGGAGACUGGGAGAAGGAGGACAGAGAAUGAGAAGGAGGGACUGCAAUAGAAGAGGUGAAGACUGUGUGGAAGAAGGCCGGGUCGGAUAUGUCAGGGGCGGGUAGUUGGGGAAGGAAGGCAGCCUCAUGGAAGACUAAAGACUGGAAUGGAGGUUGAAAAUGGAAGGAGGAAGGCAAAGUUUUAGGGUUCUGCACCAUGGUGUACCUGAGCCAGUACUAAACCCAGAUGUUGAGAAGUUUAAGUAUGAGCAAAAGUAACAUGAGCUUGAGCGUCUAUACGUUCAAUUGUAAAAUUUGCCAUUCUCAGUGGUCAGAUUUGCCAUUUGACCAAACGUGGUCAAAAUUGCCACUCUCUCUUUUGGUUUGUUUGUUUUUUUUGGGAGGGGGCAGAAGAAGAAGAAGAAGAGUGAUGCAUAGAGUACAGCAAUGGAAAAUCAAGAGUCCCCCUUGUUGGCUAUUGUUGUGUUCCCAGUGCCUUACACAUACCUGAAACUAAGGAAACAAUGCCGGAGACAUGGGCAAGUAACUAAGGUGCCCCUGACUAAGACAUACUAUCCACAUUACACCCAAAAAUUCUCCUACCAUGGGCUUGAAUUUAGUUUUUAAACAUGGAUUUAUUUCUGAUGCACUUCAAUGCUGCAGCCACCCACUGUCUCUUUUCUCGUCUGUGUUUGGAUAUCUAUACCCGCUGCAAUUGAUUUAUUCUGAAAUUCCUUGGCCCGCCGGUGUUUGGAUUGGACGGCCCUUUGAGCUGCAGCGAGAGAGACAGAGGGAGAGGAGCAGCUGGAAGGUGUCUCUGGGCGCGGUGUUUAUAUAGCUGUACGACUCCAAAGUCACCUCGACGCCAUGAGCUGCAAAUCACCACUUAAUUUCUCUAAUCCGUCACAAGUGCCUGAUAUUCAAAGAGGUCAGACCGCCUUGUCCUAAUGCAAUCUCUGCUGGUGACCCCAAUACUCACCCAUGGAAAGACGAAUCAAAUAAUAGCAAAUUCCUUCAAUGAGCAUUUUCAGUCUCAUUUGGUGCAGUGAGUGACUUUGGCAGCCAGACAACUUCAGAACCACAGAGUGUGCACCAAAAACACAGGACAGGUAAUGGCUUGAGCCACUGAGCCAUCUAUCAGAAUAGACGGAAUAACUGAGCCUUCUGAGCUUCCAUAAAAUGAAGUGUGAAAGGGAAUCUGCUUUGGUGCUCAACUUGUCUUUGCAGUUCCUGCUUUCUCCGCGUUUAUCUGCACUGCCUGCCAGCUGUGGCUAGGAUGCCAGCACACAGGACUCUCAACAUCAUUGCACCAGCGUGAUAAUACUCCUUUCCCACUGUAGAGCUAGAAACAGACCCCAAAAGCCUGCUGACUUCUUACAGCACAAGUGCUUUAAAAUGAAUGUUGGAACCUAAGUCCAAGCUGUAGCACGUGAUAUAACACUGAAUGCUAACCACAACCACACAGACUGUCUGUGGUCCAGGGUUGAGGUUUUCCUGAAAAAGUCCACACAGUUUCUAUCUACCUCUAGUUGUUUGCUGGGAUCAGCAAUAGAGGUUUGUUCCUUUCUUUUAUGUCUGUUUGGUUUUGUUGUGCUAAGGGAAGCUCCACCCACAGCUCACCUGAAAGUAGACUGGCACUAGUGAGGCUAGCCAUCCAAGCUGACCCAGAUCAAUGCCGAAGAAAUCGCAUGGAAAUCUACCCAGAACCUUGAGAUUUCUCAGUUUUAAAGGGGCAUCAGUGUUCCAUCUGCCCUCACUCUUCCCCCACUGGUCAUUUGUCUGUCUUUCCCUCCCCCUUCUCCAAGGCCCCACAGCAAGUCUGCCCAUUUUCAGGCUAGGUCCCCUAGUGGUAGAGUGUGGACUUGCUCCGAUCAGGACGGCAGUUCACCUCACAAUUUUUUACUUGUUUUCUGAGGGCUCAGAUCCUCAGACUGCACCUGGAAUCAUCCAACACCAAACUCACCUGAAUCUGUAUACCUCUGAAUAAACACUUC